Molecule: messenger RNA, 1104 nt
Organism: Phytophthora nicotianae INRA-310
Lineage: Eukaryota; Oomycota; Peronosporomycetes; Peronosporales; Peronosporaceae
Exons: 3
Coding region: 1-1104 (367 amino acids)
Source: RefSeq, a predicted model, not a curated record
AUGGCCGACCAGCAUUCUUCCAGCGAUUCGCCAUCCGACACCCGUCAUUCGGAUGGACCCGGCUCAAGCUAUCGCUACUCUGAUAGCCAAUCCGACUGUUCUGGUCCCGACUCUGAUAUCCACUCCGACAGUGACCGGGACACUCACAUCCACGGUUCUGAUCACGACUCUGACAUGAGCGUGGAUACGGUUAUUAUACCGAGUCAAUUAUCCAACUCCGACAGGGACGAGAAUGAUGGUCUUCAAGUUGAAGCUGUCAACAGGGAUGCUGGUGGCGACCUUGCCGACGGUGUUGUCAACCUCCCCGGGUCAAGAUCAGUGCGGUAUCAAGGGUACUCCUACUCCUAUUACCACGGAGACGACACAAAGCAUUACCGCUGCAGCGUUUAUCGACGGACCAAGUGCAACGUGAAGCUGUACGUGACGCAAUUGCGUGCGGUGGUGCAAGGGACCCAUAAACCAAAUUGCGUCCCAGAAAUGCGUCAAGUUCCGUCGGGGCCACCAACAAUUUUCGUCAACUGGAAGCAGCAAAUGCUGCUUGCGACGGACCAAAUUGGGAUUCGAGAUGUAACGUUACCCCCGAACGAUGCGCGACCAAAAACCAAGUUUUGGGUCGUUUGUACAGGACCAGAACUAAACAUUUUGGUCGCGACAUUUCGGGCGCCUGGAGAUGGAACUACUUUGCGACGUGAAGAAUUUGGCUGGUCUCAAGUUUUCCAGUUUCACUAUGCGUACUACGAAGACGAAGUCCUACAUCGCAUUAUUGGGUGGGCGCAUCCGCAGAUAAUGGACUGCAUCAAGCAACGACACUGCUCCAUCUUCAUCGAUGCCACCUACCGAUGUGUGCCUAUUCGUUUUUACCAGCUGGUAAUUUUGAUACUCUACGACCCAAUUUCGGACCUGUAUCUCCCAAUUUGGUACGUGUUAAUUACGGGGAAUCCAUCUCAAGUUUACGAGCACUUGCUGCACUCAAUUUUCGUCGCAUUCAAAAAGAAGUUACACCCAACUCACGUGGUGUUUGAUUUUGAGUACGCACUCAUCAAGGCCGUCAAGACCCAGUUUCCUGAUUCUACAAUUGUGGGCUGUGAAUCUGGCUAUGAUUGA